Molecule: messenger RNA, 12033 nt
Organism: Acipenser ruthenus (sterlet)
Lineage: Eukaryota; Metazoa; Chordata; Actinopteri; Acipenseriformes; Acipenseridae
Product: dmX-like protein 1
Exons: 46
Coding region: 593-9805 (3070 amino acids)
Biological process (GO): vacuolar acidification
Cellular component (GO): RAVE complex
Molecular function (GO): protein binding
Source: RefSeq, a predicted model, not a curated record
AUACGUGCAAUACAGAACUGAGAGGGCGCUGGUUUGAAGUUCUCGCGAUACCAGAGUUGAGUGUUUUGGUGACGAGGAGAUAUGGCGAAACUGCAGGAGAGAUCUGGGGAAUGACAUAACGCUAAUGUGCCAGUUUUCCAACGUUGUGGAGGAAAUUUUAAAACUUGAAGAUAGAACUCCCAACAGGAAUACAAGGAUGACGUAACUGUUAUUCUUGUGAAGACUGCACACAUUUCUCUUUUGUUGUGAAUUGCACUUUAUCGGUGUCACCUGCGUUUGAUAGAAGAGUUUACUGGUACCGUACGAUAGAUACAUUUGUAACUCUGGAGGAAAUACAGCCAGGCAAGGCUGUGACUGACAUCCUUACUGUGAGAUGGCAACAUAAACGGAAUCAGAAGAAACAGAUACUGUAAGAAGUGUUUGUGAAGUGAGUGAACUGUGAAGCAUAAAAAAGAAGUCUUCCCCUCGCCCCCUCCGUUCCUGGUUGUUGCAGUGCUACAUGAAUGAAGGUUGUCCGUGCUAUCUCAUCAUCCCACAGCUCCUGAAUUUUAAUCUUCCUUCACACUGAAGAAAUAAAGGGACAUUUAAUACAAUGAAUCUACACCAAGUACUUACAGGAGCUGUCAAUCCAGGAGAUAACUGUUUUGCAGUGGGAAACAUUAAUGACCAGCCUUUCACGGCUUACGCAUCAGGAUGUGACAUUGUGAUUUUAGGUAGCAACUUUGAAAGGCUACAGAUCAUCCCUGGGGCUAAACAUGGAAACAUUCUAGUCGGCUGUGUAGACUGUUCCAUGCAGCAGGGCAAGAUUGCAGCAUCAUAUGGGAACGUAGUUUGCAUCUUUGAGCCUGUGCAACUCUUAAAUCAGAAGAAUACAAAUUCAUCAAGAUUAAACUAUCAAUGGCAGAGGAGUGGCCAAUUUGUAUUGCAGUCUAUAGUGCAUAAUCUAGCAUGGGACCCAACAGGAACACAUCUCCUGACAGGGUCAAAUAGUUUACAGCUCUGGUCCAAUGUUGGCUUAGGAUCAUGUAUCAAAGAAGAGGAAAAACAGGAAAUGACCAUCAACAAUGGCCUUGGUGACUGGAAAUGCAUCUGGCUUUCCAAAACUGCAUCUUCAGUCCAUUUAAUGAAAUUUUCUCCAGAUGGUGAUUUUUUUGCUACAGCUGGAAAGGAUGACUGCCUGGUGAAGGUGUGGUACCAUACCAGCAGCUGGCAGUCUGGAGUGACAUCACUUAAUAGCCCUCCAGAGAAUGCAGCACAGGGAGAAGUGAACUACUCCUUUGUGUACCUGGCCCAUCCGCGCACAGUUACAGGGUUUUCAUGGAGGAAAACAAGUAAAUAUAUGCCACGGGGCUCUGUAUGUAAUGUCCUGGUCACUUGCUGCAAGGAUAGUGUCUGUCGGCUGUGGGCAGAGACAUUGUUGCCCAGUGACAGCUUGUUGUCUGGACAUGGCCACAGCCAAAGUAAUGACCCCGUUCCAGCAACAAGUGGUCUGAAAAGGCAUGCCCCCAACAAACAGCGUGUACAGAAUGCUUUGGAGCUCAACCUUAAGCAGUUCAGGAGAGGGAGGAGAUCUCCUGCCAUUGCUGCUCACACAGGCUAUCUGCCUCACCAACAAGACACCCAUGAGGCCCAUAGGAACAACUCAAGCCUACAUGCAAAUGCACUUUGUCACUUUCACAUAGCUGCUAGCAUCAACCCUGCAACAGACAUUCCGCUGCUUCCCUCCAUAACAUCCAUGAGCCUUGAUGAUGACGAUGAUGAAGACCAAAAUGGGCCCUUUGUAGUGCACUGGCUGAAUAACAAAGAGUUACACUUCACAUUGUCCAUGGAAGUGUUCUUACAGCAGCUACGAAAGAGUCUUGACCAGCAGUCUCCUGAGACCAGCACAGAGGAGACCCAUCAGCCAGAUGAAGAAGCAAUCUACAACAAGGAUGAACAGAAAGGAUCUUCAGGGAAGAGCGACUAUUCGAAUGCUGGCGCCUUGCCUUUACCUGCUGCCGCUAUUGAUCACGAGAUUGAAAUACUGCUUGCGGAGUGGAACAAGAAUGCAGACAUGAUGUUCAGUAUUCAUCCCAUGGAUGGUUCUUUAUUAGUAUGGCAUGUCGACUGGCUUGAUGAGUACCAGCCUGGCAUGUUUCGCCAAGUUCAGGUCUCAUUCGUCUCUAGAAUCCCAGUAGCAUUUCCAACUGGUGAUGCCAAUUCCCUAAGCAGAAGCAUAGUAAUGUACGCCUGCACCAAGAACGUGGACCUUGCUAUUCAGCAGGGCAAACAGAAGCCCCCUGGCAUGAUCCGCUCCUCUUCAAUGUUGAUAUCUUUUGGCAACAAUAAAUCUUCCAGCAGUCUAAAACUCAGUAUCUUCACUCCCAACGUUCUCAUGAUCUCAAAGCAUGCAGAUGGGUCUCUGAACCAGUGGGCUGUCAGCUUUGCAGAGGAGUCUGCCUUUUCUACAGUUCUGAGUGUUUCACACAAAUCUAGAUACUGUGGUCAUCGUUUUCACCUCAAUGAUUUGGCCUGCCACUCGGUGUUACCUUUGCUGCUAACAACGUCCCAUCACAAUGCACUCAGGACCCCAGAGGUGGACAGUAUGAAUGAUAACAAGGGUCUUGACAAUACGAUGCCCCGUGACCCACUUUCAAAGAGGCUUAGCAGAGUAUCUGUGGAUGCAACAUUCCAGGACCCCCAUGCGAUAUACAGUGAGCUGAUCCUUUGGAGAGUGGAUCCAGUUGGACCACUGUCAUUCUCCGGAGGAGUUUCAGAGCUAGCCAGGAUAAACUCACUGCACGUUUCUGCCUUCUCCAAUGUGGCCUGGCUCCCUACAUUGAUCCCUAGCAAUUGUUUAGGUGCUUACAGUAACUCUCCAUCUGCCUGCUUUGUUGCAAGUGAUGGACAUUCACUGAGGUUAUACCAGGCUGUCAUUGAAGCCAAAAAGCUGUUAAGUGAGCUCUCUAACCCAGACAUUUCAAAAUAUGUUGGCGAGGUUUUUAACAUCGUAAGUCAACAAUCAACUGCAAGGCCAGGAUGCAUAAUAGAACUAGAUGCCAUCACAGAUCUUCAUGGGAGAGAAACGCAGCUCCUCCAUGUCUAUGAAGAAGACUUUAUCUUGGGUAAAAAGAUGAAAGGAGAUGGGAUUCAAGAAACUGAGGAAAGCACGCCGUCUGAAACUGGUUCCCAGAAGGGAUUCUCUCAGAAGUUCUACUUGGUAGUUAUUGAAUACACUCAGAGUGGAUGCUCUUUACUACACAUGUGGCACCUGCACCUGAAGUCAGUCCAGAUCACUGCAGAUGACCAACAUGACAAAACUGAGCCUGAAUCUCUCCUGACCCCACAAGAUGGCCAGAAUAGCUUAUCUCCCGAAAAGUCCUCUUCUCCCCUCUCUCAAAAGUACAAGACUAACUUACAUAGUGCCAGCAGGCUAACUCUCAUCUCAGAAAGAGUUUACAGUCAAGAAAUGAAGCUGCCAGAUGGAGUGGAAAUUAUUCGAGCUACACCUUCAGCAGGACACCUGAGUUCCUGUUCCAUACAUCCAACAGGCCUUGCACCCUAUCUUUUGGCCACUUCUUGUUCUGAUGGAAAAGUUCGCUUCUGGAGGUGCAGAGUUGACCCUGAGUCCUUAUUCUCCAAAGCAGAGGACAGUGGACAGUGCAGCUAUACGUACAUUUGGGAAGAGUGGCCACUGCUGAUUGAGGAUGGUUUUCUAAGCAGUAGUACAGUAACUGUGAUGGGAAGACCGAUUGAGGUCAGCUGUUGCAACACAAGCCGCAUAGCAGUGGCAUACAAACAGACGUCCUCUCAGUACUGCGGCAAAGACUUUACAAUGCACGUGGGUAUUUUUGAAUGUGAAUCUACUGGUGGGUCACAGUGGAUCCUUGAACAGACACUUAGCCUUGAUGAACCAAGCACAAUGCUGGACCCCAGAAUAAGCAUUGAUAGUAAUUUAACAGUUUAUAACAAACAAGAUGUGUAUUUGUCAAGUGACAUCCAUGUGAUGCCCAGUGCCAAGCAUCUGAUUAACUUAGACUGGGUUUCAAGAGAAGAUGGAUCACACAUUUUAACAGUGGGGAUUGGCUCCAAACUCCUGAUGUAUGGACAGCUCUCUGGCAAAAUGCCAGAGAAAGGCAGUAAAGAAGGGCCUGCAGCUUCAGCUUUGCCUUUAUGGGAGGGAGCAAAAGACCAUUCUUACUCCAGAUUUGUACUUCUUCGGUCUGUAGAUCUUGUUGCCUCAUUUGAGGGAUCUCUUGCCUUGCCUGUUUCUCUUUCAUGGGUACGAGACGGUAUCCUUGUGGUUGGUAUGGACUGUGAAAUGCACGUUUAUUCUCAGUGGCAACCACCUGCCAAAUCGGAGCUAACAACUACAGAGAUUGACUGUGGUAGCACCACGUCAUUAAUAACUUCAAUAAGACAAGGUCAUGCCAAUGGAGUAAACCAAAAGCCUGCCAAGAAGACUCUGACAAGAUCAAUGACAAGCCUUGCUCAAAAGCUAAGUGGCAAGAAGACCAUGUAUGAUCUUCCUGAUGAGAUGGAAGACAAUGGCCUUUUUGAAGCAGCCCAUGACCUAUUCCCCACUUUACCUCAGUACCACCCUGUUCAGCUGAUGGAGCUGAUGGACUUGGGCAAGGUUCGUAGGGCCAAGGCCAUCCUCUCUCACUUGGUCAAGUGCAUUGCAGGAGAAGUAGUGGCUCUAAAGGACGACAGCACAAAUCAUGAACGGCGCCUCCGGUCUCUGUCAAUCAGUGCCAGCGGCAGUACAGCCAGGGACCCCAAAACAUUUAGCAAAACAGAAAACUCUGAUUACACAGAGAUUGACUCAAUUCCUCCACUCCCACUUUAUGCACUGCUAGCAGCAGAUGAGGAUACUUCUCAUAAGGCAAUAGAUAAGUCCACCAACUCCAUCUUAAGCAAGAAAAACCGUGAAGAAGGUGAUGAUUAUGAUGAGCUGUUCCAGACUCCUAGUCUGGGCACUGAUGACUUUGGACUCCUGGAUACUGAUGAAGAAGAUACAGAUGCAAAGGUCAUUGACCUUUCCCAGUACAGCCCCACCUACUUUGGCCCAGAGCAUGCUCAAGUUCUCUCCAGUCAUCUCUUGCAUUCCAGUCUACCUGGGCUUACUCGAAUGGAGCAGAUGUCUUUAAUGGCUUUGGCUGAUACAAUUGCAACCACCAGUACUGAUGUUGGAGAAAGCAGAUACAAAAGUACAGGUGGUGAGACUCUUGAUGAAUGUGGUCUAAAAUUCAUUUUAGCCAUGCGGCUUCAUACCUUUCUUCUAACAUCUCUGCCCCCUGCCCAUCGAUCCCAGCUUCUUCACUAUGGCUUGUCUACUUGCCACUUUUCCUGGGCCUUCCAUUCUGAGGCAGAGGAGGAGCUGCUCAACAUGCUGCCUGCAAUGCAGAAGGGAAACCCUACUUGGUCAGAGCUGAGAGCUAUGGGAAUAGGCUGGUGGGUACGAAAUACCAACACACUGCGAAGAUGCAUAGAAAAGGUAGCAAAAGCAGCAUUCCAGAGAAAUAAUGAUCCCUUGGAUGCAGCUAUUUAUUAUCUCGCUAUGAAAAAGAAGGCUGUGGUUUGGGGUCUUUACAGGGCUCAGAGGGACUCAAAGAUGACUCCAUUUUUCAACAACAACUUCAGUGAAGACAGGUGGAGGAAGGCAGCACUAAAGAAUGCCUUUGCACUGUUGGGAAAGCAGCGCUUUGAGCACUCUGCAGCUUUCUUCCUUCUGGCUGGUUCCUUAAAGGAUGCAGUUGAGGUUUGCCUUGAGAAAAUGAAUGAUAUUCAGCUGGCUCUGGUGAUAUCAAGGUUGUAUGAGUCUGAAUUUGAGGUGUCCUCCACAUACAAGAAUAUACUGCAGAAACGGAUCUUGGGAUAUGAUUCUCAUGAGAGAACAUUCACCCUCUCCCAGAUGCACCAGGACCCUUUUUUCCGCAGCAUGGCUUACUGGAUACUGGAGGAUUAUAGCAAGGCUCUUGAUACUCUACUGGAGCAACCUGUAAGAGAGGAAGAUGAUGCAGGACCCACUGGUGUUGGUGCCAUGUCCUCCUCUUGUAACCCCAUGGUGUUCAACUUUUACAAUUACUUACGGACCCACCCUCUUCUACUGCGUCGCCAUUUUGCUUCUUCAGAAAAGCCUUCUACCAAGAUGGGGCUAACUGCUGAAAACAGCUUUGCAGAUACAAUCAACUUGGUUGAGAGGAGGUUGUUCUUUACAGCCGCACACGCUCACUUUAAAGCAGGAUGCCCUAUGCUGGCACUAGAGGUCUUGUCUAAGAUGCCAAAGGUGGUCAAGAAAUCCAAACCGCUGCUGAGUAAAGAAAGUUCCACCCUCUCUGAGAGCACCAAAGACUCUUUGCUCUCAGCAGAAAUAAAACAGGAAAAAGACUCUGAUUGUGAUUGGUCUCAGACGGUGGUAAAUGGUUUUGGAUCAGUUUCUCAUUGCUUGACAAAUGGCCAGUCAGAAUCUGUUCUCAGUUUGGAUUGGAGCCAGUCUUCUUUGAUUAUUCAGGAUGAAGCUUUGGCUUUAAAUUGGGACAGUGAUAAGGAACAGGAGACUGAUGACGAAGAAUCUGGCUUGUCCAUGAAAGACAUCAAAACUGAAAAUAACAACAUAAUCAUCAAAGGGGAACUGGACAAUAGUUCUGCCUACACAGAUUCUAGCACAGUUGGUGAGGUUGAUGUUAUAACACCUUCAGAAGACACUAUAGCUGCCCAGUUGAAAUUUAGUGCAUGUCUUAAGAUCCUUACCACAGAGCUCCGAACAUUAUCCACUGGCUACGAGGUUGAUGGCGGUAAGCUUAGGUACCAACUAUACCACUGGUUAGAGAGGGAGGUUGUGGCCUUGCAAAAGGCUUGUGAUUACAACCCUGAUUUGGAGGAUCUUGAAGAAGGGAUAGCUGGAAAUGCUGAUGAAACUGUCACAGAACAGUCAGCAGAGGAUCUUGUUCACCAACAGAGAGCCGUACAGCAAAAGGAGUAUCUUCAAAAAAGGAGACUGUGGCUUCUUAAGAACCAGCCUCUCUUUAGGAUGUUUCUCAGCUACUGCAGUCUCCAUGGGUCUCAUGGUGGAGGGCUUGGAUCAGUCAGAAUGGAAUUAAUUCUGCUUUUACAAGAGUCCCAGCAGGAAAGCGCAACACAAACUGCCCUUAACCCUAUACAUCACCAAACAUCUAUACCUCUACUAUUAGCAUGUACUGCCAGUGCAAAAACAGUUGUUGCCAAUCCUGUAGUAUACCUGACCAACCUCACUCACGACAUACUACAUACGAUAAUAGACCUGGACUCUCCACCACAUCCAGACAUUCAAAAUAACAAGAUCUAUGUAAUGCACACCUUAGCAGCAUCACUUUCUGCCUGUAUCUACCAGUGUCUUUGUAAUAGCCAAAGCUACAGUGCCUCACAUGCAAACCAGUUCACAGGAAUCGUCUACCAGAGCUUUCUGCUGACACAUCAGCAUCCUGUGAGAACAAUGAGUUUGGAUGAGACUGUAACACCCAAUACAUCCCCAGCCCAGUGGCCAGGUAUUGUGGCUCUGAUUCGUCUUCUAAAUUCUUCUGGAGAGGAAGACCAGCCUGGAUUAACUGUUUUGCUUUGUGAGAUUUUAACAGCAGUUUUUCUGAGUCUCUUUGUCCAUGGGCUUGCAACACAUUCCAGCAAUGAGCUCUUUCGCAUUGUAGCCCAUCCACUCAACAGCAAGAUGUGGGCUGCAGUGUUUGGGGGUGGAGCCCGGAUUCCUGUGAAGGAACAGAGCCCGAAAAAGCCUGCUACAGUCACUACUGUUAGUGAUGAAUCGGAGAAGCACCACAAGCGUUUCAAGCUCUUGUCAACAAAAGGGGCAAGCAGAGAAAGUCUACAGAGCCCAACCUCGCCAGUCGUGAACCAGGAAAUGCCUGUUUUCAGAGAGAAAUUCAUUCCGCCUGAACUUAGUAUCUGGGACUUCUUCAUAGCAAAGCCUUUUCUUCCACCAUCGGAAAGCAGGGUGGAGUAUGACUCGGAGGAGAGCCAAGGUAGUGACGACGAAGAUGAUGAAGAAGAAGAAGAUGUUUAUGUUUCAGAAACCCAGCUUCAAGAACAUUCCAAUCCCAACUCAUAUAGCUGGUCACUUAUGCGUUUGGCCAUGGUGCAAAUGGUUCUUUACAACUUGAAGACUUUCUACCCUAUAGCAGGACAUGAUCUUUCAGAGCUGCCAGUUGGCUCCCCACUUUGCCAUUCAAUUCUGAAGACACUGCAGAGGUGGGAGCAAGUGCUUCUUAAGCGGUUGGAGAUUUUUGGUGGCCCACCCUCCAAAUUCAUCUCAUCACACACUCUUGAAGAUACAGUAUCAUCUGGCCCUGCCAUCCUCCGCCACAAAGCACUGUUGGAGCCCACUAACACUCCUUUCCAGUCAAAGCAACGCUCUGCACUCCCGGUGAAAAGGCUUUGGCAAUACCUGGUGAAGCAGGACGAGGUGCAGGAGACCUUCAUUCGAAACAUAUUUACCAAGAAAAGGGGUCAAAAUGAGUUGAUAGAGGACCACAAUGAGAAUGCCAAAAAUACUGUGAUGGAGGAACUUAACAUCAAUAAGAUAGAAGCAGAUCUUGGAUAUCCUGGUGGAAAGGCAAGAAUUAUCCAUAAAGAGUCAGACAUCAUUACAGCAUUUGCUAUUAAUAAGGCUAACCGCAAUUGCAUAGCAAUAGCUUCCACUCAUGACAUUCAGGAGCUGGAUGUGUCUGCAAUCCUCGCAACUCAGAUAUUGACGUGGGUUGACGAUGAGGUGGAAUUGGAAAAUAAAGGCAGUGAGGAUUUCUUGAUGAUUCAUGCACGUGAUGAUUUCAGCUGUAUCCAAGGUACUACCCCAUAUACACACAGCAGUCCUGGAACACCCAUCAAUAUGCCCUGGCUUGGCAGCAUGCAGACUGGCAGAGGAGCAUCUGUGGAAUAUUCAGCUAAAUUAAAUGGGAUCAGAAAGGAUUUGACAAAGAAGGAGAUGAUCAAAAGGAAUAUAAACAAUGCAAGAAGGAUGGCCUCUCAUCCAACAUUACCAUACUAUCUCACAGGUGCACAAGAUGGCAGUGUUCGGAUGUUUGAGUGGGGUCACUCUCAACAGAUCAUUUGCUUUCGACCUCCAGGAAAUUCAAGGGUCACAAGGAUACGGUUUAAUUAUCAGGGUAACAAGUUUGGCAUUGUUGAUGCUGAUGGGUGUUUGAGCUUUUGGCAGACCAACACAAUAGGAAACACACCAAAACCAUAUCUGACCUUGCAGUGUCAUAACAAAACAGCCAAUGACUUUGUUUUUGUGGGUUCAUCCUCCUUAAUAGCAACUGCAGGACAAUCUAGUGAUAACAGAAAUGUAUGUCUGUGGGAUACUCUGGUGACACCAGCCAACAGUCUGGUACACGCGUUUACCUGCCAUGAUAGUGGGGCCACAGUGCUAACCUAUGCUCCAAAGCACCAGUUGUUAAUCUCUGGUGGAAGAAAGGGUUUCAUCUGUGUAUUUGAUCUCCAUCAGAGGCAGCAGAGGCAGAUUUUUCAGGCCCAUGACUCUCCUGUUAAAGCUGUUGCUGUAGAUCCAACAGAGGAGUACUUUAUUACUGGUUCUGCAGAGGGGAGCAUGAAGGUAUGGAGCUUAUCCACCCACAGUCUGAUUCACACUUUCGUCAAUGAGCAUGCUCGGCAGUCCAUCUUUAGAAACAUAGGAACUGGGGUAAUGCAGAUAGAGGCUGGCCUUGCAAACCACAUCUUCUCUUGCGGAGCAGACGGCACAAUGAAGAUGAGGAUUCUGCCAGACCGCUUUAGCACAAUGAAUGGUGUCUGGAAAAAUGAUGUGAAAUGUAUAAUCUAAUUAUGCAUAAUGCUCUCUGUAAUAUAUUAAAGAGAAAUCUGAUCUUCGUAGUAUGCAUACAUGUAAUGUGUUUUAUUAUGUACCAUACACUUGUGCCACAUAAUUAAGAAACAUUUAAAGCUAAAGUUUAGUUUGAAGUAAGGUGUUUUGUCCUUAAAACACUGAUGCCUUAAGAUGAUUGUUAAGGGUACAUUUGAUUAUAAGACUAGUACAGCUCUAAAAAAACAACACAAAACUUGCAAAUAAAAUGUUUUUGCUGCUGACUUUUUAUGUUUAAUGGUGUCAAGGAAUAUGCACAUUGAUUAUAAAUAUAUUUUUAAUUAGAAAGUGUAAAAAUAACUUGUGUAAUAUAUGUACUAUUAUAAGAUUCAGUUUUAUUUGACAGUUUUACAGUCUUACUUUGAAGAACGUACUGAAAUUAUUACACCUUUUGAGCUUGCCAUUUUAAUUUGUAAAAAACAGCCCACAAAAUGCAAUGAUACAAAACUAACAUAAAACAACAUUUGUUUAUUCUUCUAGUCUACGGGUCCAGUUUCCAGAACAGUUUUGUUCACUUCUGGCUGAGAAUAUUCUUUGUUUUGACCUUGUGCUGUUUGAAUGCUUACAGCUAUUUUAUAUAGGGUGUAUAUCAGCCAACUGACAAAGGUGUGUAGAGAAGUAUGUUUGAAUGUUUGGGGAAAUGGAAAAAUAAACCUCCUAUAAGUAUAUAUCUCCUUAUUAGAUACCUAUUAGUAUGUUCAUCAUGAUGGUAGGCAGUCGCAAGAUGAUGUUGAAUGGUUUUUAAAAAUAUUUCAGUCAUGUAUUUGUUUAUUGUUUUGUUUUAAUUUAUUUUCUAACGUGAGACAUUGUAUCAGAAAGCCUGAAGAUUAAGUCCAAGGCCUUUAAACUGACAGGAAAUGACAAUGAUUCUUGAGCACGUUUCUGAGCAAAGUCCAUUGAGAUGAUGUAUUAAAUCUCCACAGCACAUUCAAUAUAAUUCUGAACAGAUAUAUACAGUAUAUAACACUGUAAAACGUCUUUGUCUUGUAUUUCUUAUAUUAGUUUUAAUUAGGAAAGUGACAUUGGUUUUCUGUACAAACAGUCAGCUUGUAAUGUAAGUUUUGGCAAGUGCUACAAGCAAUGAUUUUGCUUUUUGUUUUGUUUAUUGAGAGUUUUGACCAACACAGCUUUCAUUUAGAUUUCUUACUACAUUAGAUAUAUUUUCCUUCAUUUAUUUCAAUAAUUCAUAAUUCAGUGUUGCUAGUAUUUUUUAUGAUCAAAGUGGGCUAUCUUCAGUUUUUAGACCUCGCUAGGGAUUUAUCUUGCCUGUGAUAGGUAUAUAGUAGAGUAGGACAUACUGUACAACUCUAUUUACAGUAUGUCACAAUUUAGACUUGUACUGAAUACAUAUACCUAGAAACCGCUAAUCCAAUUGGGAUGAACCAGUGUAAAAUACAAAGACUAACAACACAUUGAAUAAUUUAAUAGUCACUUUAUUAUACAACAAAUUUAACAUUUUUUUGUCAUUUUGAUAAAUGGAAAUACUUGGUGAGGUUUGUUUUUAUUGAAGGAGUAACUGUUUGAUUUACAAUAUUUAGAAAACAAAGCUACAGGUGUUUAUUAAAUAUGUGAAUGGCUUGCUGCAUUGAAAGUACGUUUUAUGUAAGUAGUCUCAGGCUGUUGCUUUUUUUUUUACUAAAUCAUUUGAGUUAAAUACAUUUUGUAAAUUCAUCACUAGAAUACAAAUUGUAUUUGUAUAUGUAAAGACUACACUAUAAAUGAGGAAAAAGUUUGUACAUGAAUAAUAUAUUGAACCUAGACAAGCAUUUAUUCAAAUGUGUAAGAUAGGGUUACAAUAUUUAAAUGUUGAAAAUGAGUCGUCUGAAAGAAUAAUUCUUGUAGUAAACUGCAUUUAAAAUAGAGAUUGAAGAAUAUUUUGACCUUGUAAAUACAUAACUCUUGAACAGAAUAUAUUUGCUGUGAGCCUGCUUUCUGCAUUCUAAAUAAUGUGUAUAAACAUACAAUAUAGAUCAUUCAAAAGGGGGGGGCGGGGGUGUAGUAUAAAAUAUAAAGUAACUUUGUGCUGAUAUUUACCUUAUGAAAUGCAACUGAUAAUGCUUUUUAAUCACAAGUACGAAUUUUCAUUUUAAAAAGUAUCAUCUUGUAAAUGAUAUUGUAAGUGAUUGGUGUUCAAAAAUCAAGAUCACAUUCAUUUAAAUAAAAAAAAUACAAAAGUUGUUUUACAUUUA